GUUUUCAAUUUCUCUCCUCAUCAAUCAGUAUUAUCUCCAAAUAUGUCGGAGGCGUUUGUUUCCGCUAUCAUGCAGCAGCUAGUAACAGUCGGUUAUGAAAAGUUACAACAAGAGGUGAAACUGGUGACUGGUGUGGGGAAAGCAAUCGAGAGGCUCCAAAACAAUCUCGAGUCCAUCCGUGCUUUGCUUAAUGAUGCUGAGGAAAGGCAGAUGAAGGAUAAAAGCAUCAAGCUUUGGUUAGAACGCCUCAAAGCAGUAUGUUAUGACACGGAGUACGUGUUGGAUGAGUGGAACACUGCGCCCUCGGAGUUGCAAUUAGAUGAAGCAGAUCAGAAAAACUUCUCUCUUUCCAAGGGAAAGGUAUGUCGUUCCUUCUUUUCGUGUUUUUGUUGUGGUCGAGUUGAUUAUAGCCGUGGCAUUGCUCUUAAAAUAAAGGACAUCAAUGAAAGAUUAGAUGAGAUUGCUGGGGACAAGGAUAGGUAUCAAUUGAAACAAAGUGAAGUUAGCCAGCCUGGAAGAGUAGGAAGCACAUCUUUUGCUGUGGUGUCAAGGUUACAUGGCCGAGAUGGGGUUAAGAAAGACUUAAUAGACAGUUUGUUGUGUGGUAACAGUGAUGAAAUAGAGAGUGAUGUCAAAACCUUCUCGAUUGUCGGCAUGGGAGGGAUUGGGAAAACAGCUCUUGCUCAACUUGUAUAUAAUGAUGAGGCAGUCACGGAAAACUUUGAAAAGAAAAUAUGGGUUUGCGUUACGGCAGUGUUUGAUUUGAGCAGAGUUGCAAAAGAAGUUAUUGUGGGUCUUGCAGGGACUGAUCGUGCUUCAGCUCUAAAUCUUGAUUCCUUUUCACUGCAAAAUCUUCUGGAAAUAAUUUGCAAAGAGAUUGAGAGGAAGAAGGUUUUUCUUGUUCUGGAUGAUGUGUGGACCGAUGACAGUGGAUCUUGGGAAUCAUUUAAUCAAGCUUUCAAACCUGCUGCACCUGGAAGUAGGAUUUUGGUGACUACACGAAAUGAUAGAGUUGCGAUGACUAUGAAAUCCUUUCGUGACUUUCCUCUAGAGCAAUUGAGUGAAAAUGUAUGUUGGAAAAUACUUAACCAGGAAGCGUUUGUGGGAUGGGGUGAUGAGCAAUGUAAAAAUUUAGAGGACAUCGGAAAAAAUAUUGCAAAAAAAUGCAGUGGAUUGCCAUUGGCUGCAAAAACGCUCGGAAGCAUGCUACGUUCAAAGAAAACAAGAGAAGGGUGGACAAACAUCUUGAACAGUGAGAUAUGGGAAUUAGAUUUGGAAGCUGUUUUUGCUCCUUUGUUGUUGAGUUAUUUUGACUUACCCUCAGCUGUAAGACGGUGCUUUUUGUAUUGCUCUACCUUCCCUAAAGGUAUUGAGAUCAAUAGAGAUGUCCUAAUUUAUCAGUGGAUGGCACAAGGUUAUUUAAAUUCUAGUCAGAAUCCUGAGAUGGAAAUUACUGGGGUUGACUACUUUGAGUGCUUGGCGGCACGGUCUUUCUUUCAAGAUUUCCAAAAACUUGAAGAUGGUAGCAUACGGGCCUAACUCAGUAGCACCAACAUCAAUCGCUAUCUUUAUUCUGUCAUUAAAACCUGUUCUGUUGAUAGCCUCUUUAACAAGAUCCAAUCCUUCUCUAACACAGCUGCCAACAAGGAAAAAAAUCAUUUAGCAGUGCCAAUUACUUCUUGAACUAAAAUAAACUGCAUUUCCUUUGUUAAAUGGAUUUUUAAAAGGGAAAGGAAAGGAAGGAGGGUGCCUACAUUCAUGAAUAAUGUAGAAAAUAAAUGUGAGGCACCACCAUACACUUAAACACUUGCCUGGAAAUAUUUGGAGCCAGACCUCCAACUUCUCCAACAUUACAUCCACCAGCACCAUGUCUUUUUAGAAUAACAGCCUGUCCUUUUU
Rubroshorea leprosula is the source of this 1899-nucleotide messenger RNA. Lineage: Eukaryota; Viridiplantae; Streptophyta; Magnoliopsida; Malvales; Dipterocarpaceae. The record is from the annotation of a GenBank genome assembly.